AUGCUGGCAGUUAGGAUUUUAGGAGGCGUAUACCUCUCUUCGAUAGAACCCUUGAAUAAUCAAGAAGACUUGAAGAAAGAAUAUGGGAUUAGCGAUAUUCUAUCAGUUAUACCAGGUGACAUAAAGGAACAGUACAAGACAGCAUAUAAAUGGAAACAGAUUGCAAUAACCGACGAAGAAACCACAAACCUUUUACCUCACCUUGAUGAAACAUUUGAGUUUAUUGACCAUGCCGCAUCGCAAGGCAGGAAAGUGCUAGUACAUUGCUCCCAGGGAGUAUCGCGGUCUGUAGCUGUGAUAAUGGCAUACCUCAUGAAGAAACACAAGUUGACCGUGGAACAGACCCUCCACGCUGUCCAACGAAAGUCACCCGAAGCAUCUCCCAACCCGGCAUUCAUGGAACAACUUAAGCUAUACGAGUCCAUGAAUUGUAAGUUGGAUUUGGAUAAUGAGACAUAUAAAGAGUAUUUAAAAUCGUUAUCGCUCAAAAUUGACCCCACUGGCUCUGCAUUGCGCGAAGCAACCAUGAACAAGGUAUUUGUGGAUCCAGACGCUGCAGUGAACAAAAGUACCUAUACAUUGCGAUGCAGAAAGUGCCGACAAGUCUUGGCUACAGAAUCAGAAAUCGAAGAGCACCAACCACCAGAGGCAGAGUCUCGACAAUCGAAAUUUAUUAAAACCGCACCUAACUCAAGGAGGAUCAUCUCUGUUGAAGAAGCAAGCAAUGACUGCUCUCAUUAUUUCUUUAGCGAGCCAGUAAACUGGAUGAGAAAUGAGUUGGAAAAGGGGGAAAUAGAGGGCAAGUUCCAAUGUCCAAAAUGUACGACAAAAGUAGGGGGAUACAGUUGGAAAGGUUCUAGAUGCUCAUGCGGUAAAUGGAUGAUCCCUGCAUUGCACUUACAAAAUGCUAAGCUAGACAAAAUUUUGCGCCCAACAUAG
Messenger RNA from Lodderomyces elongisporus, 939 nucleotides. It is a transcript of the gene YVH1, whose product is annotated as tyrosine protein phosphatase. Gene Ontology annotation, biological process: protein dephosphorylation. The coding region runs from base 1 to 939 and encodes 312 amino acids. The record is from RefSeq and is a predicted model, not a curated record. The transcript has a single exon. Gene Ontology annotation, cellular component: nucleus. NCBI's taxonomy places the organism in Eukaryota, Fungi, Ascomycota, Pichiomycetes, Serinales, Debaryomycetaceae. Gene Ontology annotation, molecular function: protein tyrosine/serine/threonine phosphatase activity.